This is a messenger RNA of Micropterus dolomieu (smallmouth bass), 1857 nucleotides long. Its product is annotated as butyrophilin subfamily 2 member A2-like. The transcript is spliced from 10 exons. The record is from RefSeq and is a predicted model, not a curated record. Gene Ontology annotation, biological process: cell surface receptor signaling pathway; positive regulation of T cell proliferation; immune response. Gene Ontology annotation, cellular component: external side of plasma membrane. Bases 171 to 1700 code for a protein of 509 amino acids. NCBI's taxonomy places the organism in Eukaryota, Metazoa, Chordata, Actinopteri, Centrarchiformes, Centrarchidae.
AGUCAUUUGUGUGGGCGUGUUUCUGAGGAGAGGGGGUAUCCCAGAUUCGAGGAACUCCGCCGUCCCUUAUAACUUUGAUAAUGAAAGCCAACACAGAGAGACGUUUGUUGAGUUGAAGUAAGGAGGAAGCUCCACGAUACACCGAUCUGUUGCAUGACCUGCAGGUCUCAAUGGACUGGACUUUUGUUGUGGUUUUACAAGUCAUGUUUCAGACAUCUUUCUCAGCAGUCUUGUUCACUGUGGAGGCAGAGAGAAGCACAUAUCAGUCAGAGUUUGGAGGAGAUGUUGUAAUGGGCUGCAGGUUUCAGCCUAAACUGAUAAAUCCACGUGACAAACUGGAGGUGACCUGGCACAGGAUCAAGCACUCGCCUCGGAAAGUGUACCGGAUGGAUAACGGGACGGAGGACUUGGCGUUCCAGGAUCCGGACUAUCGGGGCAGAGUGAUGCUUCGCACUGAGGAGCUGAAGGACGGCUGGGCCAAGUUACAGGUCUCCAAGCUCAGGAUCAAUGACACUGGGACCUAUCAGUGUUUUGUGGCGACAGAAGAAGGAGCUGAUUAUAAAAUGAUAAUACUGUCCGUUAAAGCACCUUAUAAAGCAGUGACUAAACACAUUGAGAAGAUUGCAGAGGGAGAUGAGGUGCUGCUAACCUGCCAGUCUGAGGGAUAUCCUGAGACUUCGGUUAUGUGGCAGGAUGGACACCUGCGGAGCAUCAACGCCAAUACCACUUCUGUAUCAACACCUGACCAGCUUUUCAAAGUCACCAGUCAGAUACUCGUCCGAUCAUCAGACAAGAACAACUACACAUGUAACUUCACAAAUGAUGGCCACUCUGCAACAUUUCAUAUUCCAGAUGAAAUACCCAAUCCUCCUGUAAAAAAUGAUGCUCUCAUCGUUGUAUUGAGCAUAGGAGUAAUAAUGGUUGUCAUUACUGUUGCAGUGCUCAUAUAUCGACGACGAAAAGGGUUCAGCAAUUCCAGUACCAGGAAUCUUUUGGUUGACGGUCGAGACAGGUCUGUUUCUCCUGCUGCCUACCUACAAGUAAAUAAAGAAAAUGAGGAACAGAUAACUAUUAUUAAUGAAGGCUGCACGGAGGAAAAUCUGGAGGCGUUUGUGAAAGCCCAUUAUUCCGACUUCUCCUUCAGUGCAGAGACGAGAAGUCACUGGGACAGUUUCAGUGUGGAGGAGCUGCCUCACAGGUUGCAAAACAAUAAGGGCCAACCUGUGAAUCUUCAAGCUUUACUCCCAGAAGCCAGAGAGACGCUUUUUCUCGAGGGACCCCCAGGAAGCGGGAAGACAACUGUAGCCCACAUCCUGGUGUCUUCUUGGACAGAUGGACCCACACAUGCCCUCUCUAACCCUCUCGAUCUUGGCAUCCUCCGACUUCUCCUGUAUGUCGACUGCAGCAAAGUGAAGGGUGACUUGUUACAGGAAAUAAUGACUCAACUUGCUAUCACAGAAAAGAUAUCGACAGAGGAUGAGCUGAGAACUGUGUUAAGCGAGUCCAGCACGGCUCUGCUGUUGCUGGAUGGGUACAAAGAAGGGAACCAAUUGUUCGAUGAGUCCGUAAGUAGGUUUCUAAGCGAGAGAAGAGGAUGCAGGGUGCUGGUCUUGGCCUGCCCGGGACACUGCCCCAAGCUCAGGGACACAGUUGGGACGGGAGGAGUCCUGAAGCUCCACACACAAACUGUGAAGUAUUGAGGGCACAAACGUUUGUGACCAACAGAGACAUUCAGCACUUAUUACAUUUGAAUAAACUUUUGUAUGAUCCUAAUUUUUCACACACACUGUAAGGCCAGAUUUUGUAGAUGCCCAAAUAUGUGUUUAUGUACAUGCAAUAAAUACUGCUUAUGUGUUC